UCGUCACGUGUGUCCCCGAGGUCCACGUGGGGCGACACAGCUGGGCCGCCCCCGGCUGCGUGGACGGGGACGAGGGGGGGGGGGGAAAGGAAGAAGAGAAGAAAAAAUUCCCCCUCAUCCCCUCGCCCCCUUCCACCCUGAUCUUUAAUGCAUACAUUCCCCCAGCGCCGCUCGUUCCUAAUCCUAUGGGAUCAGCGGGCCCGUGGAGGCCCCCCGGGGUCCCCCCCAAGAAGUGAUGGCUUUAUAAGGGGCCCGGAGAGAGCGGGGAUGCAGUGCCCACCAUGGCCUCCAAGCUCAAGGAGCGGAGGAGGACGCCGGUUUCCCACAAAGUGAUUGAGAAGCGGAGGAGGGACCGCAUCAACCGCUGCCUCACCGAGCUGGGGAAGACAGUACCCAUGGCUCUGGCCAAGCAGAGCUCCGGGAAGCUGGAGAAAGCGGAAAUCCUGGAGAUGACGGUGCAGUACCUGCGGGCUCUGCACUCGGCAGACUUCCCCCGCGGACGAGAGAAGGCAGAGCUGCUCUCCGAGUUCGCCAACUAUUUCCACUACGGCUACCACGAGUGCAUGAAGAACCUGGUGCACUACCUGACGACGGUGGAGAGGAUGGAGACCAAAGACACUAAGUACGCCCGCAUCCUGGCCUUCCUCCAGUCCAAAGCGCGCUUCGUCACUGAGCCCCUUUUCACCUCCCUGGGCUCCCUGCCGGAGCCGGACUUUUCCUACCAGCUGCACCCCGGGCCCGAGUGUUCCGGGCACGGCCACAGCCCCGCCGAGGCCGUGCUCCAGCCGUCUUCGGGGGGGCCAUUCCCCUGGCACGGCACUGCCCGCAGCCCCUCCCUGCCCUAUCACCUGCCCAGCGCCGCCGUGCCCCUCGCCAGUCCCGGCCAGCAGCGCAGCACCUUCCUCUCCUCCGUGCAGGGGCUGGACCGCCACUACCUCAACCUCCUCGGCCAUUCCCACCCCAAUGCCUUCGGGCUGCCCCCAGGCCAGCACCCCUCCAUGCUGUAGAGACUCGUCCCGCCUGAAAAAACCCUAUUUAUGACCGCGGACACUGCAGGUUACACCCGGGCGCACGGGGAGGCUGCCGGGACAGAGUGAGAUGCGCUGGGGUCCCAGAGGGCGAGAAGCCCCUGCCCGCUCCAGGGGCCUGGCUCUGCUCCCGCCCGUCCUCUCCGGGGGCCUGGAGCUGCCCCCACCCGCUCCUUUUCCCAUCCGCGGGUGCGGUGCCUGUACAAGCGAUGUCUCGGAAUAAACGUUUAUACUCGCC
Pseudopipra pipra is the source of this 1266-nucleotide messenger RNA. It is a transcript of the gene HELT, whose product is annotated as helt bHLH transcription factor. Gene Ontology annotation, biological process: regulation of neurogenesis; anterior/posterior pattern specification; regulation of transcription by RNA polymerase II. Gene Ontology annotation, molecular function: DNA-binding transcription factor activity, RNA polymerase II-specific; protein dimerization activity; RNA polymerase II cis-regulatory region sequence-specific DNA binding. The record is from RefSeq and is a predicted model, not a curated record. Gene Ontology annotation, cellular component: nucleus. The transcript has 4 exons. Lineage: Eukaryota; Metazoa; Chordata; Aves; Passeriformes; Pipridae. The coding region runs from base 282 to 1007 and encodes 241 amino acids.